Beta vulgaris subsp. vulgaris (sugar beet) is the source of this 2735-nucleotide messenger RNA. RefSeq names its product cell wall protein RBR3. Lineage: Eukaryota; Viridiplantae; Streptophyta; Magnoliopsida; Caryophyllales; Amaranthaceae. The coding region runs from base 598 to 2436 and encodes 612 amino acids. Gene Ontology annotation, biological process: cortical microtubule organization. The record is from RefSeq and is a predicted model, not a curated record. The transcript has 5 exons. Gene Ontology annotation, cellular component: cortical microtubule.
CUAUCCUUCUUUCUCAUAAAUUCGUCUUUUACUUGUUUUUUUUUCUCUAUCUCUCUCUUUCCUUAAAUUGAAAUCCAAACAAUCCUUUCCUACCCUCUUUUUAUUUUUCUUUAUCUCCAUUUUAUCCAUCAUUUUCAAAUCUAUUAACACCCUUGCCACUCUCUCUCUAACUUUCUCUCUCCUCUUCAAAAUCUCUCGAUCUCUCUCUCUAUCUUUCUCUCUCUUCAAUGGUGGCUAAUUCAAACUGAAGUACUCAAAUUCAAAAAACUUUGCGAUCUUUAGACGUUUAUUGAUUUCUGAAACUUCUUAAUUUUUUCAUGUGAUUCAGGAUAUAUUGUUGAAAUUUCGCUGGAAAAAAUACUGGUUGUUUAGUUAUUCUUGAGCUGAUUGAGUAAGUUGCGCCAUUUUCAGCAAUUUGGAGUUCGUUGUAGAUCUUUUUCUUGAUAUAAUCAGUUUAAAGAAAGCUGAGGUUUAGAUUUUGGAGUUUAAGCGUUGUGUUUUUUUGGUAAGAUUGAUGAGAAAUUAGGUAUUUUUUGAUUUGGUUGUUGGUGGUUGAGCUUCGUAAACUGUGCUAGGGUUUUUGAAGGUAUUUUUGCGAUGAAUCGGAGUUUCAGAGGUCCGGAAACGCUAAUGCCGUCGAUUAGACCGAGAGUUCCACAGCUGAAGAGUCUUCAUUCUUCGACGAUGAGAGAGAAAGAAGAUGACCUCGCAUUGUUCCUCGAAAUGCGAAAACGCGAGAAAGAUAAAAAUGAUCUUCUUCUUCUUCAAGACGCAGACGAAUUGGAUGAUUCUUUAGUGUCGCAACCUGGAAGUUCGCCGCUGUUUAAUAUUCCGUCCGCCACGCCGGCGAGGAAGACGGAUGACUUUCUAAACGGAGAAGGCGAAAAGAAUGAUUAUGACUGGCUUCUGACCCCUCCUGGUACUCCCCUGUUUCCUUCUUUGGAGAUGGAAUCAAGGAAAACCUACAUGGAUGAUGGAGAAGCUCCAAAACCUCAACCUACUGUACUGAGAUCAAGAUUGGCAAACUCUCAGACAGAGACCACUGUGAGAAGUAGCUUGAUGCCAAGGCAGCCAACUGCAUCUGCUGGGUUGUCUUCUUCUAUUUCAGGCAUGCGGAGGCCUUCUUCAUCAGGAGGUCCAGGGUCAAGGCCUCCCUCAUCAGGGGGUCCAGGGUCAAGACCAGCAACACCAGGGGGUGGAUCUAGACCUGCAACACCUACUGGUCGCCCUACGUCUACAUCUUCUAAACCUUCAAGAUCCUCUACUCCAACUUCUCGGAGUACAAUGUCUUCUUCGAAGCCCACACUUCACUCCUCUUCACCCAAGCCCUCUGGUUCAUUGACAUCAGCUCGGUCCACAGCUUCUGUGACGUCUACCAGGUCUGCAGGUCCAUCAAGGUCCUCGACCCCUACAAGAUCCACUACUAGACCUACAGUUCAAUCAGCUGGGCCAUCAAGGUCAUCGACUCCUACUAGGUCCACUGCAAGAUCAGCUACACCAACAAGGCCUACUGCAAGAUCUUCAACUCCAACAGCUAGGCCUACAGCUCCUACAUCCCGACCCACAUCCAGGGCAUCGACUCCAACUCGUCGUCCGUCAAUGCCCUCAAGUGGUUCUAAUGUCACUGCAUCUCUUAACAAGUCAUCUUCUUCAAUUAGUAGCAAGUCAGUGGGUUCAGCACCAUCUAGGAACCCUGUGCCUUCUCGUGGUACCUCUCCAACUGUUAGAUCGCGGCCGUGGAACCCAUCUGAGAUGCCUGGUUUUUCUUUAGAUGCUCCACCAAAUCUGAGAACUACCCUCCCUGAUAGACCACUUUCAGCUACACGUGGUAGACCUGCAGCCCCCUCUGCCCGAUCUUCUUCUGUGGAGCCUAUCAGUAAUGGAAGACAUAAACGUCAGUCUUGUUCUCCUUCCAGAGGGCGGGCCCCUAAUGGUGGCAUUCAUUCUAGUGGAAGUUCUGUGCCUGCAGUGAGUCGAGGGCAUUCCAAAGUAAACGAUGACGUGAGCCCUGUAGUUAUUGGAACAAAAAUGGUUGAGCGGGUGAUUAACAUGAGGAAAUUGGGACCACCAAGACAGGAUGACAAACAUUCUCCUAGUUUAUCAGGGAAAUCGGCAUCAUCCCCUGAUAGCUCUGGCUUUGGACGAACACUUUCUAAGAAGUCCUUGGAUAUGGCUAUACGGCAUAUGGAUAUAAGGCGAAGUAUCCCUGGUAACUUACGACCAUUGAUGACAAAAAUUCCAGCAUCUUCCAUGUACAGUGUGAGAUCAGGGCCUACGGGAAGCAGGACAGCUAGUGUUUCUGAUUCACCCCUUGCGACGAGCAGUGCCAGUUCCGAGCACAGUGUUAAUAACCAUGCCGGGCAUGGUAGUGAAUUGGAAGACGACCUCGCCAGUGAACGAGGUUGUCAAGCUUCACCUACCGCCGUACAUAGGUGACACUUGGCAGUGUGCUCCGAGAAAAUUCUAAUGCAUUUGCUUGUCUGUUGGUUUUUGAUAUUAUCAGCAAUCUGGGGGUAUUUGGACACAAGGUGGUUUUUUUCACGGAGUUGCAGGCUGUUAUGAUGUUGUGUGUAAAGUUAUCGAGCAUCCACAAAGUAUUUAAGUUUAUAUAAUUAACAGCCCGUGUACUAUUAGAACUUAUUAGCUGAACUAUCAUUCUAGCUGACUUUUGGAAAAAUCUUGCCAACUACUGAUAUAUUGGUAUGCUAACUAUGAAGAUCAUUGAUUAACCACAA